UAAAAAUAAAUUAGAGAAAAACUAACAUCGUACAGAAGGGAAGUUAAACCUAAUAUUCCUCCGCACUUCUGUGUAAUACGUCCUCCUCUAAAAACAAUAGUCCACAAAAUGAUAAAGAUUUCAGAUUAUUACUCGGGUCUAAUUCGGGACAACUACACGGUAAACGCUGAUGCUUGAUUUUUUUGGCUUUGUUUAAUUUGCAAAUCUCAAAAAGUGCAUUUUGAAACAAAAACAAUAAAUAAGAUCCGGUUGCAAAGACAGGAAGCGAGGAGAAACUCAUGGCGCCCGACUAGAAAGAAUCGACAAUUAUCGGUUGCUAUGUUGUGAUCUACUCGGUGCCUCUACGCUACAGGAUACUCGUCUCCUCAAAAAUACAAGUUAUGGAUUCGGAGGAGAAUGAGGUGGAAAGCAGCAGCGAUGCAGGCCCAUCGGGGAUGGAGGAGCCGUCUGAAAGCGGCAUGGGCAUGGAAUCAUCAGAGGCGAUGUCCGCAGACAGCAGUGAUGCUGCUGCCUCCCACGCGCAGGCCCCAGAAUCAGACUGUCAUGUGGGACAGAGCUCAGAAGGACUCGUGGUGUUCAUCCCAGAGACCAGCUCCAGCACAGAUGUCAGAGUUUCUUCAGUUCAUCUUCCAGACUCGUCUUCCGUGGCUCAGUCCACCAGCGUGUCUAGUGUCUCCACGGUGACCCAGUCAGUGCUGGUGUCUGAAUCGGCUCAAGUUCUGGUCCACUCCAGUGCUGUGUCAGACGGAGCUAUGAUGGUUUCUGACUCCACUGCCUCUACCUCAUCAGAUCUGGGGUCUGCAAUCGACAAGAUCAUAGAGUCCACCAUCGGCCCUGAUGUCAUGAACGGUUGUAUAGCUGUCACCAGCGCAGAAGAUGGAGGUGCAGAAACUACUCAGUAUCUUCUUUUACAAGGACCAGAUGACGGGGCUCCUAUGGUAGCCCAGAUGUCAUCUUCAGCCAUGUCCAACCGUGCAGCCAUUGAGGCUCAUGCUGAAGGCCCCACGUCCACCUGCCAGGAUCAGGGAGACCCGCAGGGCGGCCUUGAACCGGACCAGCCCGAUGAUCAUCCGGGACACUCUGGUUACAGAGAAGAGAGCAGCAGCCAGCCCGACCAGCCCCAGCAUUCCCAUCCUUCCCAGUAUAUGGACUGCAGCGCGGACGGCCCGGACCAGACCGAGGAGUCUUCAUCGUCGUUUCUGGAGUGUUCGGGCGAGGAACCUGACCAGACUCGCUCCCAGACCGGCUUCCCUGACUACAGCGGUAACAACAGUUACCAGGACCUUCCUGGAUACGUGGAAUGCAGUGGAGCCGACUCAAACCCCACCAGCAGAAGCCACUACAUGGUGGAUUGCAGCUCCGGGUAUCUCCAGCGUGUAGCAGAUGAUAGAGAGCAGCCGCAUCAUUCACGGAGCUACAUCGACAGCAGCGCUGACCACCGGACUCAGACCAGUCGACAGUACGCUGGAGAGUCUGGGGGGGAAUGUAUUGCGGCUGCAGACUCUGAGCAGCCCGGCUGUUCGCGAUAUCAGACAAGACAUGAUGAUGACGACGAUGAUGAUGAGCAGAACCAGGAUCCAGAUCAGCCACAGCACUCUCAGCAGCAGCCACAGCACUCCUGCUACACGGAGAACAGCAACGGCCCUGAGACAUCCCUCUAUCACGACGACAGCUCCUCGUCAGACCACCCGCUUGCAGACACGGCGGGCACGGGCGGACUUCCUGAGGCGCUGGAAUGCAACGAGAGUCAACCUGGUCUGUACAUCAGCAGCAGUGGCACAUAUGCAUCUAAUCAAGAACCUGAACAGGCCCAACAGAGCUCCCCAUGCCUGGAGGAGCCUCGAGGCUCCCGGGAUGAACAGGGGUUCUCCAGAGACAUGGACACGUCAGCUGCGCCACAGGGUUCGGGAGACCACCAGCCGAACCUGGCUGAGUUAGAGGAGAUGAUGGAGGUGGUGAUUGUUCAUCAAUUCAAGUGCAAGAUGUGUCCGUACAAAAGUGUUUCCAAAGACACGCUCAUUAACCACAUGAGGGACAAACACUUUAAACCUGCCGGUGAAAUCUCAAUGAAACGGAAACGUGGUCGACCUCCUAAAAGCGAGACGUUAGCUCGUCAAAAAGCAGAGCGAGAAGAGGCAGAAAGGAGGAAAGCAGAAGAGGUGAAGGAUGCUGUGAAGCAACCAGAAGAAGAAGUGGACGAUAUUGUGGACGCUGGCGCCAUCGACGAUCCAGAAGAGGACAGCGACUACAACCCAGUAGAUCAGGAGAUUAAAGGAAGACCUCCAGCUUUCCCGAGGAAACCACCCACUCCCAUCUCCUCCUCCUCUCAAGGGCGUCCCCGGCGAAAGGUCGGUCGCCCAAGGAAGUACAACGUUUCUGGUGAAGGAAACAGCAGCAAAGAAGCAGAAUGCAUCUCUAAGUGGCCAAGGCUCAGUGCGGAUCCCUCUGCAGCUGAAGAGGCAAGCUCUUCUGGUUUGGGCCAAGGUCUGGGUAGAGAGAUUAACGAGGACACAGCUGAGGCAGCGAUCAGCCAAUCUGACUCCGAGAACAAAGACCCUUCAUCAAACUCUCAGCCAGAGGAGGAGUUCCUCCCGAGGAAACGGGGACGACCUUCUAAGCGCUUCCUACGCAAGAAAUAUAGGAAGUAUAUGAACCGCAAUCGGUACUAUAAAUCACUCAAACCUCUGCUGCGGCCCCACAACUGCUGGAUCUGCGGUUCGCGCUUCCUCACCCAGGAGGACCUGCGCUUUCACAUCGACUCUCAUGAAGGCAAUGACCCAGAGCUGUUUAAGUGCCUCCAGUGCAGCUACCGCUGCAAGCGCUGGUCUUCACUGAAGGAGCACAUGUUCAAUCAUGAAGGCACAAAGCCAUUUAAAUGUGAGGAGUGUGACUACUCAAGUGUUUACAAGAAAGAUGUUAUUCGACACUCUGCAGUCCACAGCAAAGAGAAGAGAAGAAAAAAAGAGUUGGUUCCCAAGGUGUUGGAGUUCCCGUGCCCGGUGUGUGACAAGGUGUACCCGAUGCAAAAGAGACUCACCCAACACAUGAAAACUCACAGCUCUGAGAAGCCACACAUGUGUGACAAGUGUGGAAAAUCCUUUAAGAAGAGGUACACGUUCAAAAUGCACUUAUUGACCCACAUCCAGAGUCUUGGAGACAAGUUCAAGUGCGAGUUUUGCGACUAUUCUUGUGAAAACAAGAAGCUGCUGCUCAACCAUCAGCUCUCCCACACCAACGACAGGCCCUUCAGGUGUGACUACUGUAAAUAUUCCACGUCCAAAGAGGAGUUCCUGGUCUCACACAUGGCCAUCAAACACACAGGGGAGAAGCCUUUCUCUUGUGAUAUGUGUCACUUCACCACCAAGCACAGGAAGAACCUGCGUCUCCAUGUGCAAUGUCGCCACCCAGAGGCCUUUGACGAGUGGUCUCUGGCUCACCCUGAGGAGCCAGUCAGAAGACGAAGGAAACCCUUCUUCACCCUGCAGCAGAUAGAGGAGCUCAAACAACAACAUGACGACAACAAUCCGACAUUACAGAACACCAUAAUUACUGUGGAUCCUGAAACACUGCAGGCUAUGCAGGGGAUAGAAAAUGCUUCAGUUACCCAGGAUGCAUUGGGAAAUACAACUAUAAUCUAUGAACAUGCUGAGUCUAGUGGUCUGUCUGCUCAAAAUGCCCUGGAUCUGUUGCUGAACAUGAGCAACGCUCGGGAAAUUGUUGGAAACUCUUUACAGGUGGCAGUGCUGAAAUCAGAAGGAAGUGAAGGGGAAGGUGGAACAGUCGGUGCCCUGGCCGUUGCACCUGGCCAGGGUCAAAAGAUCAUGACCUUUCAUGUGUCUGAGAACGGUGAUGCAGUGCUGCAGGAGGCCUACGAGGCAGCCGCCUCUGAAGCUGGGGAGCUUACCCACAUUGCCAUAGGAAGCUACGAGGAUGCAGGCGAGUUCAGUGUUGUGGAAGAGCCUGCUGGAGAAGUCCACAGCCCCGCAUACAGUGUUGAUGAAAGCAGUCAGGGUUUAGACGUCUCUGCAUCAGAGAACCUGAAAAAUGACAAGUACUAUCUAACUUCAGCCCUGGCUGACGGUGUAUUGCAGCAAGUAGAGCUGAGCAGUGAAGCUCCAGCCUCGCCUACAGCGACGAGCUCUCCCAACACCAAGAGAUUUUGCUGCCGCAUCUGCAUGGAGUCAUUCAACGGUCGCUCCGACAUGGAGAACCACAAGAGGGCGCACUUGGAUUCCAACACUUUUAAAUGUCCUGACUGUGAUUUCACCUCGACCGCAUGGCCUGAAGUGAAGUCUCACAUGGGGAUGCACUCCUACCUGCGCCCGCAUAAGUGUCCAAGUUGCAGCUUUGCCUCAAAGAAUAAGAAAGACUUGCGUCGUCACAUGAUGACCCACACCAACGAGAAGCCGUUCGCUUGCAAAUAUUGUGGACAGAGGUUUAACCGUAAUGGUCAUCUGAAGUUCCACAUGGAGCGUCUCCAUAGUCAGGAUCAUCCCACUCGCAAAAGCCGCAGCAACGCAUCUCAGCAAACAAUCAUUGUGAACAGUGACGAAGAGGCCUUAGCCACCCUGCAGUCCUUGCAGGCUCAUCAGACAACGAUCACUCCAGAGCGGUUGCAGGUGCUCGGUCAGGAUCACAUCAUUGUAUCUCAAGAGCAGCCGCUAUCCGAUCAGGAGGAAGGGUCGUACAUCCAGCAGAUAACCACCAUCGAUGGUCAGACUGUUCAGCACCUGAUGACUGGAGAUAACCAGGUGACAGAAGUUCAGUACAUCAUCUCACAGGAUGGAGUUGAGCACUUAAUUCCUCAGGAGUAUGUUGUAGUUUCUGAUGGUAACCAAAUUCAGAUGCCUGAUGGACACAUUAUCCAAUACGAGCAUGAACAGCCGAUUGCUGUAAGUCAUGAUGGGCAGAUCCAGUACGUACCUGUCAGCUCUCAAGCUCAGGUGGUGAACACGGAGGACCUGGAAGCUGCGGCACAUUCUGCUGUCACAGCUGUAGCAGAUGCGGCCAUGGGGCAGACCCAAACACUUUACACUGAGGCUACACCGGAGCAGCUGGAGCAGCUGCAGCAGCAGGGCAUCCCCUAUGAUGUCAUUACCUUCACCAACGAGUAGAGACGUACAUGCGAGCUCAGAAAACUGCGACCUCAACUCAUAUAAGCAUCCAUGCAUUCACAAGGCUGCGAACCGAAGCCUCGUCUUGCAAAAGAUUAACAGCUUGUGGAAAAUAAAUGCACAUUUUCAGACUUGUUGCUUCUAAAUUAUUAAUAGGGGCUGCACGUUUCAGCGUACAUUUGAACAAGGUUUGUCUGUUUUGUGAGUUUAAGAACGGUGUUUGUGUGCCUGAGCUGCUUCAACUCGCAAGACAAUGUUAUCUAACAAGUUUUAGAAAAUGUAAAAUUUUUGUUUUUAGUUUUAUAAGUGAAAUGAAGGACAAAAGGGAGUGUUUAUUUUAUAUUCAUAUUAAGUUAAUUGUUUAGUAUUUUACAACUGAGUUAUGAAAUAUUUAUGUAAAUAAAUUUUUCAUUAGUCGUUUGCUUUAUUAUGGAUGAUGUGUUUUGAGUUGCUAAGACAUGUAUCAUAAGUUAAAAGCUAACACCAAAUAAAUGGCUUUGUGUAUAAA
This is a messenger RNA of Xiphophorus couchianus (Monterrey platyfish), 5622 nucleotides long. Its product is annotated as zinc finger protein 335. Gene Ontology annotation, biological process: brain development; positive regulation of transcription by RNA polymerase II; positive regulation of neurogenesis. The transcript has 28 exons. Bases 381 to 5114 code for a protein of 1577 amino acids. Gene Ontology annotation, molecular function: RNA polymerase II cis-regulatory region sequence-specific DNA binding. Gene Ontology annotation, cellular component: nucleus. The record is from RefSeq and is a predicted model, not a curated record. NCBI's taxonomy places the organism in Eukaryota, Metazoa, Chordata, Actinopteri, Cyprinodontiformes, Poeciliidae.